AUGAGAACAAGAAGUAGGAGCUUGUUCACCGAUUUCAUACCUCACAAUAAUACUACUAGUAAUAAUAGUGGGAGUAAUACAAACUCACCAACUAGUACUAGGGAGGGAAGACAAUUCUCUCCCACGAGUCCAAUAUUGCAAUCCUUCAGAACUACUCAAUCACUUGUGGAGGAAGAUGUUGGAACCGAGCCAAAAACACUCUCCAUUUCAUUAAGGGAUAACUCACCUACUGUAGGAUCAAAUUCCUCUUCACCAUCAUCUAAUCCAUCAUCCUUUUCCUCAGCGUUGAAUGGUGGAACGACCACCUUCUUUACACCUCACAGUCCAACCACACCCUCUCCAAGUACUUCAACUCCAAGAAGAAGAAAACUCUCACUAGGAUUGAGUAGUAUGCAGAAUAUGAAUUCUACUCCACUCUCCUCUUCACCAACACCUUCACCCCUAACAAUGAAUCCCUCCACAACUGUACAACAAGCAACAAGUGGGGGAACUUAUGUUCCAGGUACUUUUAAUCAAUCCCCUUCCCCACCAAGUUCAACAUCUCCUUCAAGUCUCUCCUCCUCUCCUUCUAAUUCUCUAUUCAUUAAUGAUGCAGCUGGAUCUUCAAGCCCUAGAAAUUACUCACCACGAAGAUAUUCAAUAAUGCCUGCUGUUGGAUUUGCCACUCCUCCCCCACUAAGUUCUUCAUCAAAUGGUUCUUCCACACCUACUGGAGGUAAUAGUAGAAGAAAUUCAUUGGAGAGGAAGGUCUCUGAAGCUUUUGCCUUUCCAAACAUUAAUGAAAAACCAAUGAAUAAUCGUUUGAGGGAAAUUAAAUCGAUGGAACUUGAUGAACAAAUGGACUAUAAUUCAUAUAACAAUUCAUCGAGUAAUAACAACAAUAAUAAUAACGACUCAUCAAGUAAUAAUAUCAUUGAUGACAUGGGGGGAUUGCUUAAUUACAUUUCACCCCAAUUCCUUCAACCUGCAGUUCCUGCACAACCAGUGUUGGAGAGAAGAAGGAGUUUCAAGAGAAAUCCAUCAUCGCCAUCUGUUGUGGGAGAUCAUGAAGUACCAUCUCUCAUUCCAACUUUCCAAAGGAAGGACAGUGUAUCUUCUCUGGAACAAGUUAGAGAGCUGCAAAGAGUUCCAUCAAAAAGCUCCAACCUAACAGUUGUAGCAAGUCCAUCAUCAAACAGUACUUCCUCAAACAGCAUUGCCCCAAUUAGAGGAAAAAUCUCCUGCAACUCCUUGUAA
Naegleria gruberi is the source of this 1236-nucleotide messenger RNA. RefSeq lists its product as uncharacterized. The record is from RefSeq and is a predicted model, not a curated record. Lineage: Eukaryota; Heterolobosea; Eutetramitea; Acrasida; Naegleriidae. Bases 1 to 1236 code for a protein of 411 amino acids. The transcript has a single exon.